Haliotis rubra (blacklip abalone) is the source of this 4653-nucleotide messenger RNA. RefSeq lists its product as uncharacterized. NCBI's taxonomy places the organism in Eukaryota, Metazoa, Mollusca, Gastropoda, Lepetellida, Haliotidae. Gene Ontology annotation, molecular function: transmembrane receptor protein tyrosine kinase activity; ATP binding; protein binding. Gene Ontology annotation, cellular component: signaling receptor complex. Gene Ontology annotation, biological process: positive regulation of kinase activity; multicellular organism development; protein phosphorylation. The record is from RefSeq and is a predicted model, not a curated record.
CCAGUCGAAGUCUACAUUCGGAGUACACCCGCUGCGUAAUUUACAUCCUGGAUCAAGGAGCAGGCUCGGAGCUGGCUCUACUUUGUGUCCAGAAUGAAGACAAACUACAUCUUCCAGCUGCUGAUCCUGGUCACGUUCCUUGACCUCAGUAUCCAGUGGACUGGGAACGUUUGUUCUCAAACAUUCUGCCGCUACAGACGCGUGAGACGAUGUGCAUAUCGGACGUGGAUGGGCUGCUGCUACUACAGGUAUUACUCGGUGCCGGAUUAUCUGACUGAAUAUUUCUGCUGUUCUGGCUGGAGAACUUCAUCCUACCAGAACUGUAGCCAAGCAAUCUGCAACCCUCCCUGUCAGAACGGGGGUACCUGUGUGCAACCCAACGUUUGUCGGUGUAAUGAUGGAGCUGUGGGGCCAACGUGUAACACGUUGGUAUGUAACUACCAGAGGCCCUGUUUCCCCGGGAUCUGUACAUCAGGCGCCAAUGUCAACUGUGACUGUUCAUCAGGCUUCACAUCUCCGUCAACUCGUCCGAUUGACUAUUGUAGAACAUUGGAAUCACCCCAGAAGCCAGAGAUUUACGAGAUCGGCGCCAGACUGUCGUUCUGGCAGCGUGGCACCGGGAUGCCAACCAUGGAGACGUAUUCCUUGUACGCGGACUCCACCAUGUCCACUGAUGCUGACUCCGUGUGGACAAACAGGGAGAGAUUCAACUGGGUGAACGUCACCGCGUCUGCCCAUUACAUGACGGACAAUCACACUCAGCCCUUCUUCAUCAAGAGAUAUGGCAUUGGAAUUGCUAAAGCCGAAGUUGAAAUUCACCACGAGAAGCUACCGUUGACGGGUUCAAAACCUGUUUUCAGCCUGGAAAUGACCUUGCCCUGCACACCGACUGUGUCUUCCCUCAACCCCACUUCCGACACCUACUACUGUAACAUCACCAAACGGGACUAUGACAGAUCUCUGGAAAAUGGAGAUACACUGACUCUCACAUUCAAGGCCUGGAACGGGGGUUACCGGGAACGCCAGGAAUUAACUCCUUCUGGCCUGAGAAGCAGAGGGAACCAGACGUACACGGGACAUAUGGUAAACCAGUCUAUGCAGUUCCGUUUUGACUUCAAGAAACCAACCCACAGCUGCCUGGGUCAAGGGUCACCCUGCUCAGGUGAACCGUUUUCAAUGACGCAAGAUGUGACAAAGAAUCCAAUCAAUCUCCGCUGGUCCAACUGGAAUGAUGUUCUUUCUGGCGUGUACCGCUACGCCUGGGAGGUAUUUAAACUACGGGUGGAUGGGAACCAGGUUCUGAAGGAGUAUGAACCCUUGAAUCCCAUAUAUGGACCUAUUGAAGUCAAUCAGUCGUCAUCUGCCUCCAACUCCUUCCAAGCCAACUACACACCAACUGCUCCUGGAGUGUACUCCUUCAUCCUGGAGGCCUCGGACAAGGCCAAUAACUCUGUCUUUGUCAGGAGAAUCGCCAUAUACGACCCCGUGUCCAGUGUUACUAUAGAUAGAGGGGCAGACAACCGUCUAUACAUAUCUUCGGCGGAUCCUAAUGGCGGGUACAACUGGCAAGAUGAUCCAUCUAGGGAAAUCAAGGUCACGUGGACCAACCACUUUGUCAACCUGAUGCACGAGCAGGGCAAGUGGUUGAACCAAGUCCUCGAAUACCCCCCACAGCUCGAGAACUUCUUGAAGAACAUCCCCAGAGAGUCCGGACAGGAUGACCACGAAGGAAACAGGACAGUAGACGCAAUACAAAACAGGAGAGGUGUUGUCAAGUUUGAGAUAGCUUAUGCGAAGGACAGCAACGCCGGUGUGAAUCAGCCGGAACCAGCCACAGGCUGGACUGAUGUUGGACUCAGUGAAACAUAUACCAUACCUCCAGGUUCACACCUACGUUCACUGACGAACAGGGACACGGUGACAGUUUGGGUGAGAGCUACAGACGUCCUAGGUAACAGCCGGGUAGAUUCGACGAGGGUCCAUUUUGAUGAUACACCGCCUGAAGUCGAAGAGCCUGUGUUCAAGAGGAACGUCCAGACAAACAACGUCCCCUUCAGUUCAACUGUUGAAGUAAAUGUUCGGGACAUGCAGAGUGGUAUGAAACGUGUGGAACUUAUCGUCAAGAAGAUAGGCAGCAACCUGGUGAUUGUUAAUGAAACGUUGCCCCUCAGGACUGUAAAUUCCUGUAAGAGCAACUUCACAUGUUACUGCACCACCGUCAAUCCAGUCUGCUUCAACAAGACGCAGUUCCUGCCCAUUAGCAACUGCUGGCUGAAACACCCAAUGCUGGAAGGGAAGACGGUGACAAUGGACAUGAACUUCGUGAACAUGGCGGGACUCCAUACAACAAGUAGAUUCACUGUGGAUCAACUAGACACACUGAAUGGUACACAAGCCUCGCUAGCCCCUCUAAAUGUGGCUGUUACGAGGAAGGAAACCAACCUAGUGACCCUGACGUGGAAACACGCCCUCAGCUGCUACAACCGGACAGAGAUGUGGAUUAACUACGAAGUUAAUGGACGGACCGAGAUGACCCUACUGCACAAGACAGCGACCACCCACACUCUGGUCGGCCUCCAGCCAGACACAGCCUACACAAUUGUGGUUAUUUCCCAGUAUGGGGAGUUCAAGAGCAGGGCUGUCCCGGUGACCGUCACAACAGAAUCUGAUGGACUUUGGGGAGCAGUGGCUGGUAUAGUGAUAGGGGUAUUACUCCUGCUCAUAGUGAUACUCGUCAUCGUGGGACUGGUCCUAUUCAAACUUGGCCUUCUCGCCGGGCUCCUUCGACGGGACCCGAAGUACAGGGAGAGACCACAUGUAGAGACCCCAGUUGGUACCACAGCUGUCAAACAAAGGAAUCGCGCCAGCAGAUGGGCAUAUGAUAACACGACAUACACCAAGGACGACGACAUCUACAUCUACGGCAGCAUGGACCUAGGAGAACCCUGGUACGUCCCUCCAGAAGACAUCAGCCUGACAGAGGUCAUCGCUACCGGCAAGUUUGCAAAGAUCUACAAGGCCAAGUGGAUGGAAACUCCCAAGAACGUCAAGGAAGUGGCUGCAAAGGUCCUGAAAGUGCGGGAGAGUGAGGACGACAUCCUUUUGAUGCUGGCGAAGAUCAACUUUGCUGCUACACAGGUCGGUGAGCACCGCAAUGUGCUGGGAUUCUUAGGAGCCGUCAUGGAAAACGAUGCUUUGGGUCCCGUCAUGGUGCUGGAGUACUGUGAGACUGGUCAGUUGGACAAGUGGCUGACCAAUCAGAGAUCCAACAUCACCGAAGAAACCCUUGACAGGAUACAGAACUUUGCCCUGGAGAUCGCACGUGCCAUGGAGUACCUGACUUCCAAGGGGAUCGUUCACCGCAAACUAGCUGCACGUAACUGUCUGUUGACCUUCCUGCUGGAGAUCAAAGUUGCAGGCUUUGGGCCAAGCAGGGUUGAUGAGUCCUCCGAGGACAACAAAGGGGACCGCAUCCCCAUUAAAUGGACAGCCCCCGAGUGCCUGAGGUCUCUUAAGGAUGCUAAUGAGAAGAGUGACGCGUGGUCCUAUGGCGUGACGAUCUGGGAGAUCUUCAGCAUGGGUGGAAACCCUUACGACAACAUCAGAGGUCGUGAUAUACCAGCAAAGGUCAAGGGUGGAUACCGAAUGGCAAGGCCAGAGUAUGCAGAGGAUAUUCACUACCGGCUGAUGCAGGACAGCUGGUCCGAAUCCCCAGGGAAGCGGCCCACGUUCAGGAAGGUGGUGGAAAAGCUUGAGUCUUCAUUCGGUCUUCGACGCGACGGCGACGACGGAAACUACUACUACCAGCGCUGAAAUGACAAUGAUGUCCUACUUUGGACAAUGGUUGAUUGAAUAAGUUUCCUGAUUUUUGGUAAUUCUUAUUACAUGUUGAACGAUGUAAACCAUAGCGAACGUGGUUCACAGACUGGCGUUCUAAUCUUUCCAAGAUACUAGUCUAAAAUCGGAACUGAAUAAAAAUGCUGAAGAUGGCAUCGUGCCAUUACAGGUUACAUCUAGGGAUUUGCUUCAUUCUGACCAAAUGUUCUAUCAUACAAUAAAUAUAUAAUAUAUACAUUUUAUUCCCCUCCUCUGGGGGUCAAUGAAUGACGUACCUCGCUAUGUUUUAUUUCGAGGGCAUAAUCCCAAUAUUAUCUGAAAUAUGUAAUGAAUGUGUUUCUGCAUACUAUUAGAGUGCCUUGUAUAUAAAAUAGAUUAUUUUGUAAGUCUUGUUGCACGCUGAAAGAUGUUUACCGCAGCAAGCGUACAUAAGGGGAAAAACUGUUAUGUGCCUUUAUAGGAAACAAGUAGCGAAUUGUUUAAUCUUGAAACUGCACAACACUGGAGGAACUAGUAUAGGAUACAAGUGAUCAAAUGGUCCAUCCUUUCCAAUUUGUUUAUCUCACAACCAUAUAUGCACAUUUUUAUUCUCCUCUGUUGGUACACUGUAUGAUGUCUGAUGUGUUUCUGGAGUAUUAUCCCAAUAUAAUCUGAAAUAUAUAAUGGACGUGUUUUGCACACUAUUAUAGUACCUUGUAUGUAGACAUAGAUGUUUUUUGUAUUACCAUCACCUUGAUAUAUUUACAUCAUGCUUGACAGGACACCUGCACACCGGUACCACUGCUACUAUCCCACCAUAGGCCGCUUCUCGUAGAG